This is a messenger RNA of Triplophysa dalaica, 4079 nucleotides long. RefSeq names its product RAB39B, member RAS oncogene family b (gene rab39bb). The transcript has 3 exons. Gene Ontology annotation, cellular component: Golgi membrane. Gene Ontology annotation, biological process: Rab protein signal transduction. Gene Ontology annotation, molecular function: GTP binding; GTPase activity. The record is from RefSeq and is a predicted model, not a curated record. The coding region runs from base 64 to 774 and encodes 236 amino acids. NCBI's taxonomy places the organism in Eukaryota, Metazoa, Chordata, Actinopteri, Cypriniformes, Nemacheilidae.
GCGUAUUAUAUAAACGGUUAAUUCUAGCAUUUCGUUCAGCGGUUUAUAGUGAGGUUUUAACCCAUGUACGACAAUGGAAUCUGCUAUUUGCCACCUUUGAGCCAAGCAAACAAAAACAAUAUCAGAAUAAUCAUGGAGGCAAUUUGGCUUUAUCAAUUUCGACUGAUUGUCAUUGGGGACUCCACUGUAGGAAAAUCGUGUUUAAUAAGACGAUUCACGGAAGGCCGCUUCGCACAGGUGUCAGAUCCGACUGUCGGGGUGGACUUUUUCUCGCGCUUGGUGGAGAUAGAACCUGGGAAACGUGUUAAACUGCAGAUUUGGGAUACAGCAGGACAGGAGCGCUUCAGGUCAAUUACUCGAGCAUACUACCGUAACUCUGUGGGAGGUCUGCUGCUCUUUGAUAUAACAAACCGUCGCUCUUUCCAGAAUGUCCACGAGUGGCUAGAGGAAGCACGUAGCCACGUACAGCCCCACAGCAUUGUCUUUCUGCUGGUGGGUCACAAAUGUGAUUUGGAACCACAGCGGCAGGUAGGCCGCCAAGAGGCCGAGAAGCUAGCGGCUGCGUAUGGCAUGCGUUAUGUGGAGACUUCUGCACGUGACGCCAUUAACGUGGAAAGAGCGUUCACAGAGCUAACAAUGGAUAUAUUCGAGUUGGUGAAGAACGGAGAGCUUACCAUCCAGGAAGGCUGGGAGGGAGUGAAGAGUGGCUUUGUACCAAAUGUUGUGCAUUCCUCCGAAGAAGUGACAAAAGGUGAUCGCCAUUGCUUCUGUUAAGUCAGCAAACGUACCGUUUCCUCCAAUCAAAGGAUCCGUCUUCAAGGACCUGAUGAUGACUAUAUUAUCCAUUUCCUGCCUGCUGAAUGCCUAAAGUCCCACUAUGCUGUUUGUCCUUUACUGUUCUACACUACUUUGCUUAUUCCUCCGAUCACACAAGCUUGCGAUUGGGCGAACAGAACUGUGUAGUGUUAGAUUCCUGACAGUUAGUCAAACAAAUCCUGAAACAAUGACCAGUGACCAAACAAUGACUUGCCUGUAUCUAGAUCAAUCCUGGAGCCAUGAAAGUUAAACUUCCCAAAUUAAGAUGUUCAAGUUAUCAGGUUUACUGGGGCCUGUACCAUGAAUGUUGCUGAACAAACUCAGGGUUACAGGAAUUAGUGUUGGCUUGACAAAACCAAAGCAACGUGAUCAAGCUUUGUUGGUACCAUGAAGCAGCUCAUGUAGAUUCUUUGUCAACUAAAGCUUUGAUUCUGAAGCUAAGAUUUGUUUGCGCGCGUGAACAUGAACGAGUGAUGUCGGCAUCGCAAAACCAAUCGUGUUCAACACGGAUAGAUGGAAUUCCGUAUGUUUCUUAGGAAAUAAUUAUGAGCAAAUAUUAGUAACACAAAUAUGUAUUCUAGCCAAGGAGUAAAACUGUUUCUACCGUCUAUGCAAGAGAGAAGUGUUUCAGAAACACUGCUGAUUGAGCUAAUGCGCAAGUUAAAUGAUUAUAUAGUACACACAUUUACUGAAGUAUACUAUAGUAAGGUUAAUAUUAAGUAAUAUGAUGUAUGUGUUUAAUGUAUGCGUGUGCCCCCACAGUGGAUGAAAAUAUCCUGCCUUAUAUUAUUUAUCAUGUAGUUUACCUUUAUUAAUGAGGAGGAAGCACAUGAUGAAGAGAAACUUUCUGUGCGCUCUGACAGAGUUAAAGAGGGCAAUGUACUGUAGGCUUCUAUUCAAUAUGGCACACAGGGGAAUGUGAGGAUUAUAUUUCAUGUUACUCAUGUCUCUGUUAUUGUAGGACAUUUCACAGCCUUCCCCAGAAACUGAGGUGUAUACCUGCAUAGGUUACAGAAAUGUUAACAAAAUACACUAGAGAAGCUGAUUUUAAAUAAAGAAGGUUAAAUCAAUAAAAAAUGCCAGUAUGUGAAUUUAGUAGUCAGUUGAAGUGUACAUUUAAAAAUCUGAUUGUCAUCUCAAUCCUGACUCUGGUUUGAUUGAGGGUCAUGUUGAAGUGGUUCUGUGGUCAGGAUGGCAAUAACCUCUGGCAUACAUAGGAACACCUGUCUCCCACAAACAGGCUAUCAAACAGUCCUGUCAUAGAACAAAGAAGAGAGGAUUGAAUUGAUAUUUGAAAUUGAGUUUUGGUCACAUAUUUAAUUAAUUUAAAGGGUUUUGGACUGUUUCCAAUUUACUUUACCUUCCUUAAAGCACUGACACAAAACGGAUGCAUUAGGCAUUAAAUUAUUUAAAAAGUCUUUAACAAUUUAAAAUGUAGGCCUACUGUAUACAUUAUUUAGGAUAUUCUAAGUUUAACUUGUUAAAAAGAAGAUUAAAAUAGCAGUGUUAAAAUGUAUGUGAUGCCACCUGUCAAUUUAUUGUUUGUCCGUAUCUUACUGUAGCUGUUUAAUAGAAGGUUUCUUUAGUGGACAAAAAAGAUGUCCCAAUACAGUGAAACUGAAAAUGUUCCUAAAUGUUCUGCACCACAGAAAAGAAUGUAAAAAAUACAUAUUGUAUGCAGUACAAUAAAAGAAUGAAAUAUUAAUAAAUUUCAUUUCAUGUGAGUGUAAGGGAAAGCCAGCAAACGUUAUCUCUAAAUUCAGAUUUUACCUAUACUGUCUAUAGUAACCAUUAUUUGAUUUUAUAUUUGUAAUAUAUAUUUACAUCUUUUUAUAUUAGUAUUUUUAUUUUAUUAAACAUUAUUAAAAAUAACUUGCCAUUGCAACACGCACUGGGAGUUAGUUGGCUCACUUAUAUGUAAAUUAGAUUGCCGCUGAUUGGUUCACUUUCUGUGUGAGAUCUCUAAUCUAGAUCAUAACCUGCUAGCUGUGCAUCAUAAAUUACCAUGGCGAUGAAGACCGAAUAAAGAUGAGUUAGUUUCAUGGUACCUAAAACACAGGGUUGGGGCAAACUAAUCCUAAACUUACCUUCAUGGUACAGGCCCCAGGGGCCCGUUUCAGAAAGCAGGGUAAGUGCAAACUAGUAAAUCAACCCCAGAAAACUGAAAACUCAGGGUUUUUGGUUUCAGAACGCGAGGUGUGUCAAAUCUGCGACAGCGGGGUAAAUCAAGCCCAUUUCAGAAGUCGAGGUAUUUUAUACUCCGAGAGAGGAACCAGAGUAACAUACUCCGUGAACCUAACCUGGUCGGGAGCAGGUUUCCAACCUAGGGUUUGUUACAAUCUCCACCCCUUUAAGAAGCUCGAGCAGUGUUGAAAUUGCAUACGCCAUUUGUUUAUUGAGUCGUGUUACUAAUCGCGCUCUAUUUAGUCACACCUAGGGUGAAUUUACUCAAGAGUGGACUGAACUAACUCAAAUCAGCUGUUCUGAAACUGAAAACUCAGAGUAGCGAUUCUCUGAGUAAAUCAACUCAAGAGUUCAGAUUUUAACUCUGUGUUGGUUGAACUUCCUUAUUGAAACGGGCCCCAGGUGUCGUGGGAGAUAACGGAUUAAAACAAGCAGUAUAUGCUGAUUUCACUGGUGUAGGUAUACGCAUUUCGGAAGACUUGGAGAUCUCAGACCUGAACCAUUUUGAUUGCUGAAGGUGAAGUUUGUCUCAUAAUUUACUUUAAGGACACACGAAAGAGAGAUGAAUUGCAAUAUUCUUCAUGAAGAAUCUUAGGACUGGACAAACAUGACCUGCAUUUAUUUUUACAAUUAUUAAUAUGGCAAUGCGAACUAAAUUGUCAGUUAUUAAAGUGGUUGUAAACAAUUAUUAGCAAGUGGUAUGAAAGUCAAUCAUACCAACCCAGAGGUACAACAUUUUUGUUGUAUUGCUGUUUAUAGAGGAACUGAUGGAAGUCUGUGCAUAUGCGCGAUCCACAAAUGCAUUAUUCAAUUUAUUAACUCCUCUAAAAGUAUAACACAAUACCACCAACGAGUGUUUGUAUUUGUGAUUGUUCAAACUCUUGUGAAAAAGCAAGUUGUUGCAAGGUUUUCUGUUUCCAGAGCUUGCAUUUCCAUUUAUUUACCAAUUUACUUUAUUGGCCUUUGCAAUUUUACUUUUGAGCCUAACAGCCGAACUAGGUAACUUUACAACUGCUUUCAAAUUUAAUCACAGAUGUCUAAAUACUAUCCAUCAUUGAACAUGAUUGGUCAAGCCGAUU